Messenger RNA from Prunus dulcis (almond), 312 nucleotides. RefSeq names its product germin-like protein subfamily 1 member 18. The transcript has 2 exons. The coding region runs from base 1 to 312 and encodes 103 amino acids. Gene Ontology annotation, cellular component: cell wall. Lineage: Eukaryota; Viridiplantae; Streptophyta; Magnoliopsida; Rosales; Rosaceae. The record is from RefSeq and is a predicted model, not a curated record.
AUGAAAGGUGUUCAUUUCCUCAUAAGCACUCUUGCCAUAUUGGCAUCUGCAACCUUCCUUGUCUCUGCCUCUGACCCCAGUCCUCUUCAGGACCUCUGUGUAGCACUUAAUGACAACAAAUCUGCUGGUAGAUAUUUCGGUGCAAACGCAGUGUUUGUGAAUGAGAAAUUCUGCAAGGACCCAAAGCUUGUCAAUGCAAAUGAUUUCUUCUUUUCUGGCCUCCAAAACCCAAGAAACACACAAAAUCCGCUUGGUUCAAAUGUGACAACUGUGAAUGUGGACCAAAUAGCGGGGUUGAACACUCUCUGUUAG